GGCAAUUUCAAUCAAAAAGCUCUUUGAAAUGUAAAAUUUGUUUUUGACGUACUUAUUUAAAUUAAAUUAAUAUCAAUAAUUAUGGGAGUUAGACAAUUACAAACGUAUGUUAAGAAUUAUGUUUUAAAUGGGUACAUAAACGUUUCAUUGUACGACGAAUGUAAAGAUUUUAAAAGACAAUACAGCACUAAACCAAUCCUUUUGAUUGAUUUGCAUUCCUUUUUAAGGAUAUUACUUAAAGAUUUGAAGGAAGUUCUUUGCGGAAUCAGACAUCAGAAAGUUUAUGAACGACUUGAGGAGUUUCUGGAAGAUAUAAGCCAAAUAGCUGAUUUGGUGUUUUAUAAUGAGGGUCCUGUAUUCCCAGCCAAAUUAUCAGAAUGGAUUAAUAGACAAAAUCAAGAAUUUACAAGAGCCAAAAACGUUUUGGAACUAAUCAAUCAGGAACGUCCAUUAGAAGAAAUUAUUGAGCGUGUUAAAAACAUUGAAGUUCCGAUAUCUCAUUUCGAAAUCGUUGAAAGCUUAGCUAAAAAAUAUGGUACUUUAAAGACAGCUGUAGAUAAGGAAUGUGACACAGAAAUGGCGCAAUAUGCCUGCCAAGAUCCACUAGUUUUGGCAAUUCUAGCUGACGAUUCAGACUUUUUAAUCUUUCCUGGAAAUUGGAGAUACUUUUCAUUGCGAGACUUGGACCAAAAGACAUUUGAAACUAAGGAAUACAACAGAGUAGCUUUACGUGAAAAUUUAGGCUUAAAUGAUCAAGAGCUGGUGCUGCUCUCAACUCUCAAUGGAAAUGAUGUGAUUUCGUUUGACAAAGAUUCAUUCUAUUUCCAUAAAAAACUCGUUAAAGAACGUUAUUCAUGCUUACAACGUUUUCCAGCUAUCGCACAAUACAUAAAGGACAAUAAUCUGUUAGACAAAAAGAACUUGCUUGCUGAUGUUGCUAAUCGUUUAUUUGAUUGGAAGUUUAAACUGGAUGCUAAUGGAUGUAUAGGAAAAGUUCGCGAUAGCUUCAAAUUUUAUGAUGUUGCAUCCAAAAAUGAGAUUCCAGAUUCUGAGGAUGCAACGAUGGUCUACUGUCGGCAAAAAUCCUAUUAUUUUGUGCAUUCAAUUUUGAGUCACAUGACUGUCAAGCUUACUUUUAACUAUUUUGAUCAUGAACGUUCAAAUAACUUUUUUACGACUGUCAACUGCUUGUUUAGAAAGGAAAUUGGCAUAAUCUUAAAGGAUAAACCAUUUCGACGAUAUAGAAUAUGCUCAAAAAUGUCUCAUGCUGAUGAAAAAUAUGAAAUGAUCAGCUUUAAUCCAAUAAUUCCAAAAUUUAAGCAGCCACCAUUGAUUGAACUUUUGGAUCGACUCCAAUAUCCAGAACAUGAUGAACUUAGGUUUAAAUUACUUAAAUGGCUGAUCUGUGAGCAGAAAGAUAAUCAUAUUAACUUUGAAUCAAUUCCUCAAAAUAUAUUUCUGGAUGUUUUGGCAUUAAUUUAUAUGGUACAUGAAGGAUUAAUUGAUGUUAUUGAAGCUGAUAUUAUUUUGCUGUCAAUUAAGCAUGUUGAAAACGGAGAUGUUCCUGAAGAACUGUCUGCUCCUGAAAUUCUUCAUCCACGAGCAUUUUAUGUAUCGAUGAUAUUCUCAUAUUGUCAUUAUCAUGUCACAAGAUGUCUGGAAAUUACAGGAUUGAAAAGUCUAACGAAGCUUCUCAACUUUGAUGGUGUCUUGUUUCAUAACAUUUUUCGUGAGCACAUCAAUCAACCUUUUUAUUAUCAGAUUCUUCUUGCUGAUUUCGCAAAUUAUCGUCAUUACGUUUAAUUAUUAUUUAGGAUGACUUUAUUUUUUGAAUAACUGUUAAUUUAUUAUUUCAUGUUUACUUUAAAAUCGUAUUGGAUGUUUAACUUCCUAAUCUCCUAAUCAUGUGGAGUAAAACUCAAAUUAAUAGCUUUUUAUUGAAAGCUAUAGUUAGAAAAAUCACUUAACUUAAAGCUCAUUAGCUGAUUUGACUUCAAUCAGCUUAUGCUGUAUAGUAUGACGUCAAGUGUAAAAGUGCCUUUAAACUAGAAAAUAUGAACUUUUCAUUCAAAAAUUAGCACAUUGUUCCUUUUUAAAAUUUUAAUUCAUGUAUGUUUAUGUUUCAUUCAUUCAAAACUUUUUACUUAUAACCGUAACGACUAGCUAAGUAGAUAAAUACAAGUUUAAGCAAUUAAAAGAUUAAAGAUUCAUGAUUUUAUUAUGACAUAACAAUGUGUUGAGUCUCGAUAAAUGUUUACAGCUUACAAGUUUAAAAACGAUAAAUUAUAUCUUUCUAAGUUCUAAAACUUGUUGACAAACGUUAGAAUAUGAAAUUCUUUUGGAUAAAAGUUCCUUAAUAAUUUUUCUGAACGGCAUUUCAACAAUUAAGUAAAGAGCAAUAGCCAGGAUGAUUGAUAUGAAUAAGUCACCAACUGCAUCUAUAAACUGUAAGUAAAUAAAGCUUUAGAAAUUAAUAAAGUUCUUCCAAAAUAACUUACUAAUGGGACAAGAUCUAACGUAAGUGGCUGUUUGCGAAUCACAACAGUUCCGAUUAUAACAGCUGGAUGGACUAGAUAUAAUGAGAAUCCAAUACGAUCAACAAUGAUCCACAGUAAAUUAAUUGGGAUAUUCAUAGUUGACGUUAAGUUUGUAAGCUUAGCAUCUCCACGGAGAUAAUUGCUUAGAAAGAGAACAGUUCCAGCAAAAAGAGCAACAAGCAAUCUGUCAAUCGUGAAUAAGAAAAUGUUGAACUUUAGAUCGCCAAAAACGAAAUUCCAUGCGAAUAACUUAAACAGCAUGAAGAUUAUGAAUCCAUAAAGUGACCAUUUCACAUG
This is a messenger RNA of Chironomus riparius, 2834 nucleotides long. The record is from the annotation of a GenBank genome assembly. NCBI's taxonomy places the organism in Eukaryota, Metazoa, Arthropoda, Insecta, Diptera, Chironomidae.